CCCCGAAAUUGAUGCUCAUCUUUUCCCGAAAUAUAAAAGUUUUGCCGAAAUUGCAAAACACAUGAAGUUUUAACUUCUUUUUACCAUUAUCCCUUUCCGCAAUCGCCAAUAAAUGGAUUUUGGUGGCAACUUUUAUUAGGAGAGGAAUAGGUUCCUACUAUUCUCUAUUAGAAGGCAAACCUUUUGUUUGGAAGUUGGACUCUAUAGUGAGAAUGGAGGCUUUCGCAACGUUGCCGGAGGAGACCGUGUCGGAGAUUCUGUCGCGUACUUGUCCACUCGACGCCUCAAGAUUUGCGACGAUUUCAAAAGGCUUCAAAUCAGCGGCGGAAGCCGACUAUGUUUGGGGCAGGUUUCUGCCGUCGGAUUGGCCGGAGAUGGUGUCGAGAUCAGCAGCUCCAGUGGUCUACAGCUCCAUGAAAGACCUUUACUUUAGGCUUUGUCACUCUCCGAUUACUCUUGACGCUGGAAGAAUGAUAUUCUGGCUUGAAAAAAGGAGUGGUAAAAAGUGUUAUUUAAUGGGAGCAAGAGAGCUGGGGAUCACGUGGGCCGUUGAUACCCCGUGGUACUGGGAAUGGACAUCUCAUCCAGACUCAAGAUUCUCAGAAGUUGCUCAGCUUCAAUCUGUUUGCUGGCUUGAUAUCCGAGGCAAGAUAAACACGCGAAUGCUUUCACCACACACCAAAUAUGGAGCUUAUCUGGUGUUUAAGCUGGCGGAGAGGUGCAAUGGGCUGCGAUCAGCAAAUGCGGUGGUGAGAUUUGUGAAUGAGGAGACGGAUAGUGAAGCUGAAGGAAGAGCCGCCGUGGUGCACCUGCAACGAGGCCGCCGCCGCCGUAGAAACGAAGAAGUUGCAGUGCGGAGGAGUGAUGGGUGGAUGGAGAUUGAGAUGGGAAGCUUCUGUAGUGGAGAGGGAGAUGAGAGAGAUGAGGUUGAGGCAAGGCUCAUGGAGAUCAAGAACAAUCAUUGGAAGUCUGGCCUCAUUGUUGAAGGCAUUCAUUUUCGACCAAAGCUUUCUUAACUACUUAAUUUCGUUCUAUCAAAUGUUGUUAUUGUUAAAUCAUUCGAAUGAAGUAGAUAAACUUUUGGAGAGUUAUAUUGUUGGACAAAAAUGCAAUAUGCAUGUCGACUUAUAUCAAUAUAUAACGUGCAUUGAUGUUUUGUGGAA
This is a messenger RNA of Salvia miltiorrhiza (redroot sage), 1163 nucleotides long. RefSeq names its product F-box protein At2g02240-like. Lineage: Eukaryota; Viridiplantae; Streptophyta; Magnoliopsida; Lamiales; Lamiaceae. The transcript has 3 exons. Bases 213 to 1016 code for a protein of 267 amino acids. Gene Ontology annotation, molecular function: protein binding. The record is from RefSeq and is a predicted model, not a curated record.